Athalia rosae (coleseed sawfly) is the source of this 5386-nucleotide messenger RNA. It is a transcript of the gene SecS, whose product is annotated as O-phosphoseryl-tRNA(Sec) selenium transferase. The transcript has 6 exons. Lineage: Eukaryota; Metazoa; Arthropoda; Insecta; Hymenoptera; Athaliidae. Gene Ontology annotation, molecular function: O-phosphoseryl-tRNA(Sec) selenium transferase activity; tRNA binding. The record is from RefSeq and is a predicted model, not a curated record. Gene Ontology annotation, biological process: conversion of seryl-tRNAsec to selenocys-tRNAsec; selenocysteine incorporation. Bases 519 to 2045 code for a protein of 508 amino acids.
UCUACACCACUACCAGAAUUGCGUGCUCAAGCUGAUACGUCAGUGAACAGAUGGAAUAAUAAUUGAAUUCGAAUACGCCGAUAGAUAAUUGCCAUAACUGUCACUGGCAUUCAUGUAUGUCAUUUUGCUGAAGAAACAUUAAUCCAUUCCAUACGUUACAUUGGACUGUAUCUGACCAAAUAUAUGUAUACAAAUUUAAUUACUAUAGUGGCGGCUUACAACAAUGUACCAAUAUUUGGAAAUUAUUAUUUCCAAAAGCAUUUACUGACAUUACAAAAAACAAAGACGCGAAUAUUUUACUAGGAAAAUGAAAUCUUCACCUGUCCAACACGCAGCCGAGUAGCUGUCAAAGUAGCAGACGACGACUUUGCCCGUAGCGCCGUCCGUUUGUCCGUCUGUAGUAGCCUGAUCACGAAAAUCUUUGACUAAAGGGGUUUUCAUAUUGAAACCAAUACAACAUGCUGUGCUAGUCUUAUUUCCGCCCAUUUCCGUGGAUCGAAAGUUCUGGGAAAAGAAAAAUGAACAGUCUAGCGUUCAGUUUGGCUGAAACGCUUAUUCCAUCAAUAUACGUGCAGCAAGGACUCAACGCCAAGAAGACUAGAGAAAAUCUAAUCAGGCACUUCAUAGAGCAUCGAAAAUGGCCAGAAGAGGGAUGGGAUGAUGCAACAAUAGAAGCAUUCUUCUCAGAUUUAUCGCAAAUGGAUAGCAAUAACUUUCCCUCAAACUGCAGCGUGGGGGAAAGAGAGGCAAGAAUUGUUUCCAACAUAGUAGCACGCAGACACUUCCGAAUGGGCCAUGGAAUUGGGAGAUCUGGCGACCUCGAAGAGGUGCAACCUAAGGCUGCGGGAAGUAGCUUGAUGUACAAACUGACAAAUGCCCUAGUCUUGGAUGUCAUUCGAUAUAUGGGGGUAAAAAGUAUAGCGGGCUGUUUUGUGUCCCCAAUGGCAACUGGUAUGAGUUUGGUACUGUGUAUGCUAACUCUGAAACAAGACAGACCUCGAGCAAAGUAUGUUUUGUGGCCAAGAAUCGAUCAAAAGUCCAGUUUUAAGUCAAUCGUGACCGCGGGGCUAGAACCGAUCGUUGUUGAGAUGCAAAUUGUCGGCGACGAGUUGAAAACGGACAUGGCGAGGCUCGAAGCUCAAAUGGCAGCUUUAGGUGAAAGUGUGGCCUGCGUUCUAACAACCACGAGUUGCUUUGCACCAAGAGCUUGCGACUCCAUUGAUCUAAUCGCCUCACUUUGUACGCAGUAUAAUAUCCCCCAUUUAGUGAACAAUGCGUAUGGAUUACAGAGCACGCGGUGCAUGCAUCUGAUACAAGAGGCGUCAAGAAAGGGCCGAGUGGAUGCCUUUGUUCAAAGCACGGAUAAAAACUUCCUAGUUCCAGUUGGUGGAGCUGUGAUUGGUUCGUUUGACAUAAACCUUUUGGAUAGAAUCUCUAAAAUGUAUCCCGGACGAGCAAAUUCGAGUUCAACAAUGGACGUCCUAAUAACUCUUUUGGGGCUUGGAAUGGCUGGGUAUAAACAGUUGAUAUCACAGCGUAAAGAAACAUAUUCAUACCUCAAAGAAGAGCUGGGAAAGCUAGCCUCGAGACACGGAGAGAGGCUCUUGGAUACAAAGGGAAAUCCUAUUUCCAUGGGAAUGACGCUGCAGUCCCUCAGCCAUCAGCAUGACAAUAAACAUAUUACAAUGCUCAGUUCAAUACUCUUCUUGAGAAAUGUUAGCGGUACCAGAGUUAUCACUACCACAGACUGCAAGCAUAUUGUUUCGCACAAAUUUGAAGGCUGGGGAGCGCACAACAGUAACUAUCCAGUACCGUAUUUAACAGCGGCAGCAGCUUUGGGUAUGAAGAGAUCUGAUGUGGAUUCUUUCGUACAACGUUUGGACAAGGCUCUUACAAAAGUCAGACGGCGUUCGGCACCUGCUACACCUACGGCUUCGCUAGCUGGCUCAAGUAUCAACGGAGAUACCGGAGGCGGCGGUGGUCCUGGAGAAUCAAGCACAACGUCCACCAGCAGAGCGAGCAGCAAAGAUAGUCUGAGAAAGUGAACCGUGAUCAACGCGACCGGUCAGUCAAACCAGCACAUUAACAUGUGAGUUAAAUGAUCGCUCAUGGUAAUCGAGGUGGGGUGUCUCUGAAAUAUUUUGAAUGCCAAUAGAAUAUUUUUGAAAUACUUGACUUCUGAAUGCGCUGGUUUGUCUGCCCGUUUGCGUUGAUGAAUCAUUCGUCAGACAUAUAUUUGCAGAAAGACGGUAGAGGAGAAUAAGAAAAAGAUCUGAAAUUACUCGUACCGAUAGGUAUUCGUCGAGGGUUAAUAAUCGAAAUCGGCGUUAGAUUAUUUCCCGGUCACUUUCAAUUUCUAAUUCCUUCCAAAUUUGUGUAAAGAACAUAGAACAUACUUUAGAGCGUGACCAUUUCCUAGUCGGUGAAUCUUUCACAAGCAAUAAUUGCUUCGAUUCGGUAUAAUGACAAUUAUUUAAUUAGGCAACGAGAUUUUAUUAAAACUGUAUAGCUACGUGAUUGAUUACGAAUUCGACGAAAAACGUGAAUUAAAAAGGAGGUUUUGAUUUGAAAAGGAAUCGAUGGAUCAAUCACAUUUUUAGUUCCAUACGAUCCUAGAAUACCAAACAGGUUUCCGGGCUCCGAUUAAUCUUUGAUCUCAAUAAUUCUCAAUUUAUCAAUUAUGCGAUAAUUAUUCUAAUAUACACACGAAUUUUCCUACUUUUUACAUAACGAGAAAAACGUAAAAAUACAAAGAAUUAUAAUCUCGCCACGUGCCUACUGGCGCACAUGAAAAUCGAAAGGUCUUUUAUCCAACCGAAUAAUGAAAUAAUACUAAUACGAAAAAUAUUAGCAACUAUUAGCUGAGGGGCUUUGAAAAUUUGGUGACUGAGAAUUGAUGCACAUCUUAUUACGUGGCAGCAAAAAUGUACUCCCCAUUUUCUAUUCCUCAAAUUUAAUUGUAGCGCCUAUUUAGAGCCUUUCAGCAUUAAAAGUUACUCACUAGAAAAAUUAAACUUGAAAUUUAGAUCCUAAUAAUAAUUAUUGUAACGCACUAUGAAUACGAACACACAAUUACGUUAUGUAAGAAGUAAAGUUAAUAGGCAGUAGCGUGCUACAGUUGGAAAAUAAAAAAAAAAAGCAAAAAUGUUACGUCCAAACACGAAAAGUGUUUGUUCUUUCUUCUUUGAUAAUAAUUGCAAGUUUCACUUUAUUAAACUCGUGCGUGGUACAGGUAAAGACUUAGGGGUAACUUUUAGUUCAUAAUGAUCUCGGUUUGUACUUCAGCUUUGACAAAGUUGUAAUUGAUUGAGAAUAGUCCAAUGAUAUGCGUCACAUAAUUAGAAAUUAGAAGAAAAAGUGUGAUUGAAAACAGUUUAACAAGCGCUCAUACUGGGGCAAAGAAAAAAUUUCAAUUUGAAAAUUAAUUCUCAUAGAAAAAAAAUCGUUUAUCUUCUGUCAAAGAUAAUGUUUCUAAAGAGCCGUUGAUGAGUUGUUUAUACCUAGUUAUUGAAUUUGUUAUUAACGAAGAAAAAAGAAGAGGAAAGUAUGAAAAAAAAUAUACAUAGUAUAUACUUAUAUAUAUAUAUAUUAUAUUAAAUAUUGUUAGAUAUCGAUACUAAUCAUGUUACUCAUUAGUGACAUUGGCUCUAAAUUUUAUUAAUAGAGAGUUUAAUUCUACUCGGAAAUCUGUGCAGCUUUGCGUAACUGAACUAUUAAACGUAUCAAAUUAUAUUGUUAUAAAUAUAACUUGCGUAGUUGUACGGUAGCUUAGAACUUUUCUUCAUGAAUUCGUUCGUUCUUACACCGAAUUUAAGACAAAUUUAGUUAUUUCUUCAUAUCAUCGAAGGACUUGUAGGUCAAUUAGGAUUUGCUCAUUGAAAUUAUUGAUAAUAUUUUAAAUAAGUUUCAGCGCUGAUGUUGACUUCUAAUCUCGCAUAUUACGUAUAGUGAUAAUACAUAUAUGUGUAUAAAUAUAUAUAUUAAUAAUAUGUAUAUAUAUAUACCUAUAUUACAUAUUUGUGUAGAUAUUAUAAAAAUAUUAUCCAUUAUUUAUUGAAUAGAUAGUGACUAUAAGGGGAGACUUUAUUACACACUCGGUGUCGUCGUAAUAAAUGUCAUCAGAUAUGAGACAUACCAUGACUAUGUAAAUAUUAAUAUUUCCUUCAAUUUAUUUAUUACAAACAAAGAAAAAGAAAUAAAUAAUAAGGUAGAAGUAAAUACUACAUUGUCUCCUACUGCGUCGUAUUGUAUUUACGCAAAAGGUACAACGAUUUUGAACGGACCUAAUUAUACUUUCCUUCUAAUCAUAUAAUCGUAAUCUUUCUUGCCAUAUAAAUAGAUCGUUCACACCUAUUACAUAGCCGGAAGUGAAAAAUAUUAAUCGCACGUAGCAGUAGUGUGAAAACUAGGAGCUUGAGAAUUAGCGCGAUUUUUUUCGGUAUAGUACAAGAAAUAAAGAGUAUUUUAACUAAGUGAAAUUUCAUGCUUUCAUUGAUUAGUUCAGAGAAUAUUAUAUUGGGUAAACGAUAAAACCGUCAUCGAUUUUUUUGCUGCUUAUCUCUGAUUAUAUUGAAGGAAAAAACGAAAAAAUAUAUAAACCUAUUCGUUUGAUACGCAAGAUGAUCUCUUUCCCCCACAAAUAGAAAUCGAAUUGAAAAAAUUCUACCCCCAAUGAACGCUGUUAUGAUGAAUAUUAUAUUUCUAUCAUGUGAUUACUUUGCAAUCGAUGUAAUAUUUCGUGUAACUCGGUAUGCGAAUAAUCGUAAUAUCAUUAUGUACGAAGAGGAAAAAAAUGUAUUCGUCGUACACGUCUAUUACUGGUACAGAUGAUAGCAUGAUAAAUCUAAUCCCGAUAUUGUAAAUACGUAUAAGUGUAAUAAUGUGCAUUGUUUCAACGACCUUUUUAAACAUUUAACGAGUAAGAGAAAUAAUACUAUAAAAUACGUACAGCGAUGUAAGAAUGUCCCUAUACUCUAUCUAAGAAAUGAAUAAAUUAUUAUGCGCAUAACGCAUGGCGGUAAGCACAUAAUGUAAAUUUAUACUAAUUAGUCAUUAAUAUCGAUGAAUUAUAAAUAAUAAUAAUAAUGUUGAUGAUGUUAUAAUGAUGAAGAUGACGAUGAUUAUGAUGAUGACGAUGAAACCGAUGAUGAUGAUAAUAAUAAUAAUAGUAAUAAUGAUAAUGAUACAAUACGUAUCAUCGUAAAUGCGAGAGAUACAAUAACUGUAUCGUUAAUUCAAAAUAAAAAAGAGAAAAAAUUAACAAGAAUGUACGAGCUCUUCCCGGAAUAUUAUAUUACCCGUGAUAUGAUAAUUGUGUAAAAUUUAGUGCUUUGUUUGUAACAUAACACAAAUAUCGGAUAAAUAAAUAUAGAUAAAAUGUUACGAA